UCCGUCCCAGAAGCGAAGCGCCGAGUCCGAAUAUGUCAGCGAGCAGAGUGGAACCGGCAGCGCAGAGCCCGCCGCUCUCAUCCAGCUUCUGUUUCAGUCCUUGGUCGUGUGUUUGUGCGAAGGGCUGGUCGGCGGCUGUGUGGAACGGCAUUUCUGACCCGGUGCUGACCGCCGCCUCUGGAUGCUCCGCCCCUGAGCCGUGGCUGCUCCCCGGCUGUAGCUCCGUGUAUGACAGCCUGGUCAGAAACGUCUCUCCGAUCCCGUCUCCUCGUGCUGGCGGCGGUCUGCGAGGACAGGAGCGAGCCUUCAGCAGCAAACCACGCAGGCCUUCCAUCCUGGAGCGCUGCAUCCUCAAAGUGUCCACGAGCAGCGUGGCUGUGGGGACGGACGACGUGGACAACAAGAGGCCCCACAUCGGCCGCUGUUACCCCCGCCUGCCAGACCCCACCAACACCGAGACCAACGCCGCAGUUCUGAAGCGGCGGCAGAAACAGAUCCAGUACGGCAAGAACACCAGCGGAUACCAGAACUACAUACAGCAAGUCCCCAAACACCUGAGGGAUCCAAAGCUCCACCCCUCCACUCCCAACAAGUACAGGAAGUACAGCCGGCGCUCCUGGGACAUGCAGGUGCGUCUGUGGAGACGAGCGCUGCACCUGUGGGACCCUCCAAUCAGCACCCAGCUGGACACCACCGACACACCAGACCCCGUGGAGCAGCUGCAGAGUCAGCUGGAGAAGAUGACCUCUGACCUCUUUGAGGAUGGAGGAGAUGAGCAGAGAGAGAAGGAGACCCCAGCAGCCUCUAAAGCCUCCUCUACGUCUCCUCAGCUGGCCGCCACAUCCUCAGAGCUGCCCGGAGCCUGGACCGUCCCGACGUCACCGCCGGAGGCGGGCCACUGGCCUCUUCGCUCUCCUCCAGGCCUAAACUACUCAUUCAGCAAUCAGCUGACCACUGAUGACAGCAUGACCGACUGGCUCCGCCUCCUGAUGGAAACGGACCAAAGCCAAGAUUUUGGCUCUGAUGACCAGCAGGUGCCCGUGUUCUCUGACCGGCUCCUCUGGACUCCAUACUGACCCCCUGAAGCAGACCCGGUUUAGUCCUCGCCAUUUUUCUUGAUCAUGUGUCUUUUAAAGAUGUCUGAAGAUUCACUGAACGACAGCAUUGAUCUGAUUGGCCCCGUGUCCACCGCCCCCACCUCCCAGGUGCUGAGGUUACCUGGCUGCUCGUCGUCGGGGCGGACAGCUGAACACUCUGAUGCACCUGAACAUUUUCAUUGACCUCAUGAAGCACUUCUCACCUGUUGGAGUUCUGCACGUGUUUCUGUACCCACUCACUUUGGUGUCACUUUGUUGUUGUUGCCCCACCUUCACCUUUACCUUUGUGCUCUGCUGUCUGUCCGGAUCAGGCUCCGCCUCCUCCUCCUUCACGUCAUGUUUUUUCUCAAAAACCAACCCCUGCUGAGUGGAGGAGAGGGCGUUUUUGUGUUUGAGUUUUCUUUUACUCUUUUCCUCCUUCUUGCUGCUUGAUUAUCAA
This is a messenger RNA of Archocentrus centrarchus (flier cichlid), 1536 nucleotides long. RefSeq names its product stem-loop binding protein 2 (gene slbp2). Gene Ontology annotation, molecular function: histone pre-mRNA stem-loop binding; mRNA binding. Lineage: Eukaryota; Metazoa; Chordata; Actinopteri; Cichliformes; Cichlidae. The transcript has 9 exons. Gene Ontology annotation, biological process: mRNA transport; mRNA 3'-end processing by stem-loop binding and cleavage. Gene Ontology annotation, cellular component: histone pre-mRNA 3'end processing complex; cytoplasm. The record is from RefSeq and is a predicted model, not a curated record. Bases 33 to 1076 code for a protein of 347 amino acids.